Molecule: messenger RNA, 738 nt
Organism: Phalacrocorax carbo (great cormorant)
Lineage: Eukaryota; Metazoa; Chordata; Aves; Suliformes; Phalacrocoracidae
Source: RefSeq, a predicted model, not a curated record
AUGCUCGCCAACAACUCGGCACGGGUGGUCACCAGCCCUGGGACAAAGGGGAACAUCCUCACCACCCAGCUGGCGGGCUCCCUGGCCAUCACGGUGGCUACACGGCAGGGGAGCCUCCAGUGAGGCUGGGAAGGGGGGGCCCACCUGAACCCAGCGUUCUCCCUUGCCACGCGCCCACUGGACCAGUUUCCCUGGUGGAAGUUUCCCAUCUUCAUGGCCGUGCAGACCUGGGGCUGUUUCAUCUCCACCGGAGCCAUCUACACCCUCUGUUCUGGCACCGUCUGCCGCUACAGCAACGGGACCCUCACUGCCUCCAGCCCCCAGGAAACUGCCCCCACCUUUGCCACCUACCACUACCUGUCCCUCUCCAACAGCUUCUUGGACCAGGAGGGUGCUGGUCCCCACGGGGUGGGCACGGCACUGCUGAUCACGGGCAUCCCAGACACCUGCAACAAGGGUGUCCCCAAGGACCUGGAGCCAGUGGCUAUGGCCCUGCUGAUGUUCUCCAUCGGGAUGGCCGUGGGCUUCAACUGCAGCUGCCCCAUGAAGCCCAUGCAGGUGUUUGGGCCCUGGCUCUUCACCUACAUGGCAGGUUGGGACACAGAGGUCUUCUUCAGGGGAAAUAGGUGGUGGUGGAUGCUGAUGGUGGCACCGCUGCUGGGGGUGGCUGUGGGCUCAGCCCUUUAUCAGCUCCUGGCUUUACAUCACCUGGCAGAGGAGGGCGACCCACCGAGCUGA